GCCGACAUUGUUUACAUGCGUCAUUUCCUGUUAAUACGACUUGUAGCUCGUUGAUUCUCCGUUUCAAUCUGUGAACAAAUACUACCACAAACGAUUUUUGUCAAAUUAAUGGAGUGAUCCUGACAUGCGAUUAACAUUAAAUAACGAGUAUGACGGUGGAUCAUUGUUAAAUCGAUAUAUGAAUAUUGCUUGCUAUCACUGAAUUUCCCGCUGCAGUGCAUGUGUAAGGCGGGCGCGAGGCUGUUUCUUGGCUAGUCGCGGCGUUUAUUUGAAACAGCGAGGAUCGUUCUUAAAAUGCAAGUUAUAGAUAUCGGAUCCAGAGAAGAUGGAAAAAUAUGGCACCGAAAACUAGUAUCAUCAAAACAUGGCGUUUUGGUAACUGUGAUCCGAAGCACGUCUGCUCGUCAAACUAAAACGGUGCGGUUCCUGCAAGUUGCUUUUGACACCACAGGAGAGUCGUUUCUUGCUGGUGAUCACCAUGGCAAUAUCUAUGUGUUUGACAUUAGCAGAAACAGAUUUAAACUGGUUCAGAAAACGGGUCAAGCGUGUACCGCCUUAGCUUUCAACUUGAGAAGAUCAUCAGAGUUCCUGGUUGCUCUUGCGGAUUACUCCCUUAAGUGCUUUGACAAAGAUACCAGACAACUAGUAAGCUGGAUGCGGGGUCACGAGGGUGCCAUUUCGUCCUUGUCUGUCCACAGUUCAGGCCGCUUCGCCAUCAGCACAUCUUCAGACACAGCUCAGCUCUGGAACCUUGACACCUUCCAAAGAAAAAGAAAGCUCAAUGUUCGUCAGUCAGUUGGUGUACAAAAGGUCUUCUUUCUACCACACAGCAGCAUCAUUCUCAGCUGCUUUAGCGACGACUCCAUUUUUGCUUGGGAGAGCGACACACUUUUUUGCAAGUAUCAGCUGCCUGUUCCAGACGGGACCAGGGUACAUUACAGGACAUUUGCCAUUACAAAAGAUGGGAAAACGCUUGCUGCGGCCGGGCGCUCCAGCUUACUGCAUUUGUGGUGCCUGGAGAGCCAACAGCUCUUGAGAGUAAUUCAGAUGCCUCCUAAAGUUAAGACUGUAAGACAUGUGGAUUUCCUGCCUGAUAGUUUUGAUGGUGGAUCCAACCAGAUUCUUGGUGUUUUAAGUCAAGAUGGCAUCAUGCGCUUCCUCUGCAUACACACGUGCAAGCAGCUCUUUGAAAUAGGAUCUCUAGAGGAUGCCAUCACAUCAACAACCUUUUGUCCUAAGGGCCACCAUAUUGUUGCUGUGAUGGACAGUGGGGCUCUUAAAGUGUAUGAUGUGCGAAGUCUUGCCCCAGAUAUCAGUAAACCUCCCCAGCCUUUGUUGAAACUAGUAACUAAAAGCAACAUCAGUGAGGGAUCAUCACUGAAAGUAAAGGUACAUACUGGAGCAGGUCAGCACCCUAUCAAAACAUCAGGACGCAGAAUCCAAACUAAAAUCCUUCCAACGACUGCUGUUUCUGCACUGGAUGACAAAGAGAAUGGUUUGCCCAAUGGCCUAAACAAGAAAAGACUACAAGCUUUAUUGAGAGCAUUUGGAGAGUACCCAGCCAAAUACAGGAUGUUUAUUUGGCGCUCUCUGUUGCAUCUGCCGGAGAAUCAUGCAGCUUUCAGUAGUCUGACUGACAAAGGUCUGCAUUCAGCUUACCUGUGCCUUCAGGAGCGGUAUCCCAUCAAAAGCCAAAAACUGCAGAGAGGCCUACAGAGGGUUCUGUCUGCUCUUGCUCACUGGGCGGCCAUCUUUGGUGAGACUGAUUAUCUCCCCCUGCUGGCCUUUCCAUUUGUCAAGUUGUUCCAGAACAAUCCUCUCAUCUGCUUUGAAGUAGUGGCCACUCUCAUCGUAAACUGGUGCCAGCACUGGUUUGAAUACUUUCCCAACCCUCCUCUUAAUGUGCUGAGCUUGGCUGAGAAUGUGCUGGCACAUCAUGAUAAAGAGCUACUUCAGCAUUUUGUCACCUGUGGCGUUACCUCACAGAUGUAUGCAUGGCCACUUUUGGAAACCCUGUUCUCUGAAGUAUUGAUGAGAGAAGAGUGGCUGAAACUAUUUGACAAUGUUUUUUCUAAUCACCCAUCUUUCCUUCUAAUGGCUGUGGUGGCUUAUGUAAUCUGCUGCAGAGAACCAUUACUGCUCUGUACUGACAAGAAGGACUUUGAGUACUUUUUUCAUCAUCGGAAUAGCUUGGACAUUGUUGCCAUGCUGAAGGAAACCUAUCGGCUGAUGGAGAGCACACCUGCAGACGUUCAUCCCAGCUCUGUGUUGAGUGACUUUGAACCCCUGACGCAGGGGCAGUACCCAAUCUUCAACAAAUACCCCACCUUCAUAGUAGAGUAUCAGUCCCAAGAACGUGAGCGGAUCCGUCAGCAAGAAGUGGAAUAUCUGAGGGAAAGACAGGAGGUUCAGGAGCUGCAUGCUGAGGCAGUCAGACAGCAGGCUGAGUUUGAGGCCUGGUACAAACAGCAGGAGCUGCUACUGCAAGGAGAAGAACAACGUCGAAGAAUCCUACAAGAGGAGGAGAAUAAACUUGCACAGCAAAGAGCCAGAUUAGCUGCUAUGAAGCGUGAGCUGAAGGUGAAGGAACACAAUCUGAUCGACUCUACUAGAAGACGUUUUCUUAAGCACCAGCAAGAUCAGCGCAGAAUACAGCUGCAAAGACUUGAUGAUGAGAUUCAGAGAAAGAUGGCCCUCAGAGAUCAAGAGACGGUUGCCGCUGUUUAUGAUAUAGAAGUGAGACAGAUGGAGCUGAAUGCACAGAAACAGCUGUUUGAACAGGAGCUGGCCAAGGAGCAAGAGCGUGUGAGUCAGGAGGUGAGAGCAGAGUUGGAAACACGGAGACGCAAGGCUGAGAUGGAAGAUUCCACAUUUCAAAGCCUUAUUCAGACAGAUGCUGAUCUUAACCAGACUAAAAAAAAGAUGCUGGAGGAGUCUUUGGCGGAGGCUGGACAGAUGAAGGUGGAUGUUGCUUGGCAGGCUGAGAUGAUCAAGCAAUUGGACAGAGCAGAGGAGAAACAAGAAAAGCAAAAAGAGCAGCUGGUUAACCUCAGCAAGAAAACUCGUGCUAAGGAAGAAGAAGUAGUCCGGCUAAUGCAGGAAGUGGAGGGAAAGCAGUGGGAUGAUGUGGUAGCAAAACAAGCUGAACUUGAAGAGGAAAGAUUGGCGGCCGCCGCUGUAAGUGCCCAACGGAGGUCACUUAUCUUUCAGGAAACAGAAGAGGCUAAGCAACAUUACAACAAAUUACAAAAGGAUCUUGAGGAUUCACGGCAUCAUCAGAAGGAAAAAAGGCUCAGAUCUCCUCGCUCAUCCAGAGGGCUGCUGCACACCACCAACAUGAACCAUCAGCCUGUCUCCAAUGAUUCUUCAUGCUUUUCCUUAGAUCGUGGCAGAGGAGAGCUUGACUGUAAGGAGCGGGAGUUAAUGCAAGAAAUCAGAGAACUGAGGAAGAAAUUAGCUAACAGGGCCAGAGCGACUGACUUCACCUCACCCUCAAACAGCUCCAUACAAUCUCAAUGACCACCAGCAGUACAGGACCAUUACGGGUGGAUCCAUAUACAUUAAAGAAGAAUUUUAUGAAAUUGUUUUUAGAUGAUAGAUGUUAGUUUUUCCUUCUUUUUAAUGACACUAAUUCUUUGCUGGUUGUAAAAGCAAAGUGUUUUAGCUUUAAGACCUUUUAAGUGCCACUAUCAGUGUACAGUUGUUAUUUAUGUGAUGUUGUUUUUAUUAAUUGUUUAAAUUAUUUUUAUUUUGUGUGAUGUAUUUUUGUGAAAUUAAAUUUAUAAAAUUUUCUCAAUGGAUAUUUUGUUAAAGCACACUGUCAUUUGUAUUUUCAUUUAGGUUUUGUAUGUGACAGUAAAAAUGUGUUGACAA
Molecule: messenger RNA, 3873 nt
Organism: Paramisgurnus dabryanus
Lineage: Eukaryota; Metazoa; Chordata; Actinopteri; Cypriniformes; Cobitidae
Source: RefSeq, a predicted model, not a curated record